AUGCAAGCUUCAUUAAUCGCGAACUGCGUCUUCAACGCCUUCUUACCUUUUACCGCCAUAACGCUUAACAUUGUGACAAUACUCGCUCUGAGAAAACCAUUGACGAUACCAGGAGCUCUAAAAGUAUUGCUGCUGAGUCUUUCUGUAUCUGAUCUUGGUGUUGGUUUACUAGUUCAACCUUUGUAUAGUACAAGUCUUGUCAUGCUGAUAAAAGAAAACACUCGAACUCGAACUUUUGAGAUUACUUUGAACUUUUUAAAUGGCACAGCGACUUUUCUUGCUUUUACCUCGUUCUUUAGUGUUGUAGCUCUAGCCGCAGACAGAUUCUUGGCUGUUCAUCUCCAUCUCAGAUACCAGGAACUAGUGACUCACAAGCGCGUUGUUGCUGUAGUGAUAUCGAUUUGGAUCAUAAGUGCAAUUCUGAUGUUAGUGUUCAUAUGGGAACCGUCAAAUGUUGCCAAGAUUAUUUUAGUAUUUGUUGAAAGCGUUUGUUACCUAACUACAGCCUUCUUUUAUUUCAAGAUCUACUUAGCUGUACGUCACCACAGCAAUCAAAUUCACGUCCUGCAAGCACAGCUAGCACAGAAUAAUGAGGGAGCUGACAUGACUAAUUCGGCGAGGGAGAGAAAAGCUGCAGUUGGAACAUUCUACGUGUAUCUUGUGUUUCUGAUUUGUUAUCUGCCAAACACAAUUUGUUCCUUGAUUACCCUUAGAAGCGCUGGACCAAGUACGAUGCUAUUUCAGUUUGGACUUUAUGCUGGCACGCUGGUGAACCUCAAUUCAUCUCUCAACCCUCUGAUCUACUCCUGGAAGAUGAGACAUCUUCGACAUGCUGUCAUGGAAAUACUGAGAAACAUACUGCCACAUCCACACCAGUGA
Molecule: messenger RNA, 879 nt
Organism: Porites evermanni
Lineage: Eukaryota; Metazoa; Cnidaria; Anthozoa; Scleractinia; Poritidae
Source: the annotation of a GenBank genome assembly